Molecule: messenger RNA, 3937 nt
Organism: Nothobranchius furzeri (turquoise killifish)
Lineage: Eukaryota; Metazoa; Chordata; Actinopteri; Cyprinodontiformes; Nothobranchiidae
Gene: ecel1
Product: endothelin-converting enzyme-like 1
Biological process (GO): protein processing
Cellular component (GO): plasma membrane
Molecular function (GO): metalloendopeptidase activity
Source: RefSeq, a predicted model, not a curated record
CCCUCCUCCCUCCUCCAUACAUCGGAGGCUGUGAGCUGCAGCGGCCGCAGAAGGCGACUCGGAUCCCGUUGUGUGCUGAUCAGUCGCUGGGGCUCCGGGGAUGCAGCUGGAUGUGGGCUUAGACGCUCGGCGAGGAUUUUUCAUUCACUCUGUACAGGUGACUUGUAGCGGGUUGCAGAAAAGAACAAGAGAACAAAUGGAAGAGGAGAGGAAGGAGAGUGGAUGAGACAAGAAGCAGGACCAGAAAAAUGGAGGACUCUUUCUCUGCCUUAUUUGGUUUAUCUAAAUAAAUCAAAAGGAGACUUUGUCUGCAGAGAGACGACAGAGUUCUGAAUCUUAUUGUCCUGUAAUGAACUUUCUCACUGUUGUCCAAGUGAGGAAAGCCAUGAGAAUUUUCUGAGUAACUCCUAUUUUAGGCUUUUCCUCCAGGACGCCUCCUGUACUUGGCCAUGGAGAAGACAUACUCAUUAACUGCCCACUAUGAUGAGUUCCAGGAAGUUAAAUAUGGCGGUCGCUACAGCAGUGACAUCCUCAGCAACGGUAUGACUCUUCACCUGGGGGGCAGCCUGGACCGUCACGUGGGGCGAGGAAGAGGAGGAACAUGGUCAAAAAAUCAAAAUAGAGAUCUGAGUAGCAACAGCAGCGGCAGCGGUCUUCCCCGAUGGAGCAGGAGGGAGAUCUGCCUCCUCUCAGCGUUGGUCUUCGCUGCUGGCAUGUGUGUCAUCCUAGGAAGUAUGCUGGCUCUGAAGUACAUUUCACUGGAUGCCCAGCAGGACCCGCAGUGCAGACAGGACUGCCAACGCAAACGCACCCUUCUGCGGGCGGCUCGCUUUGUUCAGGCCAAUAUUGACCCAACCAUCCAGCCUUGCCAGGACUUUUACUCCUUCGCCUGUGGCGGCUGGCUGAGGCGCCACGGCAUCCCCGAGGACAAGCUUAGCUACGGCAUCAUCACAGCUAUAGGGGAACACAAUGAGGAGAAACUCCAACAACUCCUGCAAGAGCCCAUUCGGAGGCCUGGGCCCAACUCAGCAGAGCGCAAGGUCAAGGAGUUCUAUCGGUCCUGCGUCAACAUCCAGGAGAUUGACAAGCUGGGCUCCAAUCCUAUGACAGAGGUGCUGGACAGCUGUGGAGGAUGGGACCUGGUCGGCGCUCCUCCUGGUGCCGCCGGGUGGGAAAGGGAGGGCGCCCCACUGAGGCCGGACUUCAACGAGCUGCUCUACAGGACUCAGGGGGUGUACAGCACCGCUGUGUUCUUCUCUCUCACCGUCAACGUAGAUGAUAAAAACUCAUCCAGGAACGCCAUCAGGGUUGAUCAGGAAGGCCUCACACUACCGGAGAGGAGUCUGUACCUGGGACAGGAUGAGGACAGUGUGAAGAUCCUGGCGGCGUACAAGGCUCUGAUGGAACGCCUGCUGAGCAUGCUGGGCGCUCACAAUGCCACCCAGAAGUCCAAGGAGAUCAUACAGCUGGAGACGCGGCUAGCUAAUAUCACUGUGUCAGAAUAUGAUGACCAAAGAAAAGACAUCAGCACCAUGUAUAACCGCAUCACCCUCAGGCAGCUGCAGCGGAUCGCCCCCAGUCUCCACUGGAAACGCUUGCUGGACAGAAUUUUCCAUGACAACUUCUCAGAAGACGAAGAGAUCGUGGUGCUCGCUACUGAUUACAUACAGAAAGUCUCCGACAUCAUCAAGACCACUUCAAAGAGGGUUGUCCACAACUACAUGCUGUGGCGCAUUGUGGCAGCACUAAGUGAACACCUGUCCACUGCCUUUCGGAGCACCAUCCACGAGUUUUCUCGAGAGAUUGACGGCACCGAGCAGCAGCUGGAACUGGGCCGACUCUGCCUUACCCAGGCCAACAAACACUUUGGCAUGGCUCUGGGGGCUCUGUUUGUCCAGCAGCACUUCUCUUCCCAAAGCAAGGCCAAGGUACAAGAGCUGGUAGAGGACGUAAAGCACUCCCUUGAUCUUCGGCUGCUGGAGCUGGACUGGAUGGAUGAAGCCACCAAGGAUGCUGCCAGAGCUAAGCUCAAGCACAUGAUGGUGAUGACGGGAUACCCAGACUUCCUGCUCAAGCCUGAGCUCAUUGAUCAGGAAUACGGGUUUGAAGUGAACGAAAAGACCUACUUCAAGAACAUCCUCAACAGUAUCAAGUUCAACAUCAAGCUGUCUGUCAAGAAAAUAUACGAAGAAGUGGACAAGACGGCGUGGCUUCUCCCCCCACAGGCUCUUAAUGCCUACUACCUCCCUAACAAGAAUCAAAUGGUUUUUCCUGCUGGUAUCCUUCAGCCUACCCUCUACAACCCUGAAUUUCCACAGUCCCUGAACUACGGAGGAAUAGGCGCCAUCAUUGGACACGAACUAACGCAUGGAUAUGAUGACUGGGGGGGCCAGUACGACCGCCACGGCAACCUUAAACAAUGGUGGACUGUGGAUUCCUACAGAAAGUUCCAGAAGAAGGCUGAAUGCAUCGUCAAGCUCUACGACAACUUUACCGUGUAUAAUCAGAGGGUGAAUGGCCGUCUGACGCUGGGGGAGAACAUUGCAGACAUGGGCGGACUGAAGUUAUCCUACUAUGCAUAUCAGAAAUGGGUGAGGGAACAUGGUCCAGAGAGACCCCUGCCUGGCCUAAAAUAUACUCAUGAACAGUUGCUCUUCAUUGCCUUUGCACAGAACUGGUGUAUGAAGAGAAGAUCCCAGUCCAUCUAUUUGCAGCUGCUAACUGACAAGCAUGCUCCAGAGCACUACAGGGUGAUUGGCAGCGUCUCCCAGUUUGACGAGUUCUCCCGUGUUUUCCACUGUCCCAAAGGUUCUCCAAUGAAUCCGACGGACAAGUGCUCCGUCUGGUGACCUUCUUCUCUGGCCUGAAGACUCUUGAUAAUUUUCAGCUUGCCUCUCCUAACAUGCAUACUCACCAGAGCCACCAAGACAGCCCAGAGUGUAUUAACACAGUUUCCAUACACCCAAACAUUAUUAUUGGUCCUAGAGGACAUUGAUAGUGCGUCAGCGUCUCAGUCUACACGGAUCUAACAAAGCAUGGGUCCCAUGACCAUAACCUGUGUGUUUAUAUGAUUAUAAAUAUUUUUCUAAGUUUAAUCUUAUUUUGAAAUCAUCUAUUUUUCUAUCUAGCAGAUAUAUUAUACUUAAUCUGAAUGAUUCAUAAGACUUUUGUUUGUUUUUUAAAUUAAAGAUCCAUGUUUUUUUCUGCCCUCAACAGGAAGGAAAACAAAGCAUCCUUCAAAUGAAAUGUAAAAAUGUUGUUUCAAACUAGGGUGGAUCCGCGGCUGCCUUGUUUCUGCUCAACUUUGGUGUUCUCCCUCUUUGGUGUUGGGAGUGUGAUUUGUGUUGCAGCACUGCGCUCUAGUGGCUGCAGAGAGCAACGCAACGGCCGGCGUUCAACCUGUCUUGACUGUUGUGAUGUUUGCCUGCACUGGUGUCUCAUUACUAUGAGUGUUUGUACGGUUCAUAAGGACUUGUUGGAGUUGAAACGGUAGACUCGGGUGUUUCUCAGGAUUUGUAGCAACGUGCAGCACCACACUGAGAACUGCUGACGUCCGACCACAAGGCAAACGGGGAGAAUCUAAACAGUCGGACAUGAAACCAAUAAGUCCUUUUUCCCAUGAAACUACACAAAUGUAUUUGGAAGUUCUUGGGCUGGAACGUGACUGAAGAACGUGUUCUGGUCCGUCCCUGAAACCCGGUGCAUUAAUCAUACAUCUGUGAACGGUGACAUUUUUGCAUAAAUAAUUUUGUGGAGAAGUCGGUGACAUGUUGUAGUUGUUGAAGCGAGUGCAUGUCUCCACCCUUAAGAGUGUUCAGUUCUGAUGGAGAACAUCACACCCAUACCUCACUGUACAGCUGCUAGUUUACAUGUGGCUGCUAUGGUUUCCUCUCUGUGAGUCACUGUUUAACGUUUUAAUAAAUACAACAGAUCUCUG